GACAAGAUGCUUCGCACCCCCAAGUGCUCAAGGUGCCGGAACCAUGGCUAUUUGGUACCAGUCAAGGGCCAUGCGGGCAAAUGCCGCUGGAAGCAAUGCAUCUGUGACAAGUGCUACCUGAUCACCGAGCGCCAGAAGAUCAUGGCUGCCCAUAAGGUGCUCAAGACCCAAGCUGCCGAGGAGCAGGUGGCGACCAUGGGCACCCAGGGUCCCCAGCUGCCUCCUAGGGCUCCGGCGGCUGCGGCAGCCACCGCCUCGAGCUCCAGCAUUUGCCCACUGCCUAGAGUGGCUCCGGGAGGUGCUGGGCCAGGCCCCGCGGCCACCUGCUUCUUCGAGAGGCCCCCGCAGGCCCAGAGCCCAGGCCCGAGCAUCUUCCAGCUGGUUCCAAGUGGCCGCCCGGGCCCCAGCACCUUCCAGCCUGGAUCGGGGAGCCCAGGGGGACUGCACGAUCGUCCCCCCGCGUGGCUGCCCCAGCUCAGGUCGCAGGCGCCCAGGCCCGAGCUUUGCUGCCCGAAUCAGCACCUGCCAGUGCGGCCCGUGCCCCGACUGCCGUUCGCCGACUACGGGCACCCUCUGAGAUUCAAGUCUGAUCAUGCAGUAGGAGCAGGAUACCCUGAGAGAGAGCCAUUCAAGCACUGCCCUGCCUGUGUUCCUGUGCCACCUUACCAGCCCUUCCCACUUUCGGAAGGCCAGGAUUCAUCCUCUGCUCUGGGGGUCCCUCAACAAAGAGGCUUCCGGCAUGUCUCCUGCAGCCCCUACCAUGGAAGCUGCUUGGUGUCAGAGCCGGCCCAAGACAUGCAGCCAACCUACUGCUCACCACCACCACCACCGCUGCCACCUCCCCCACCCCAGCCACCGCAGCCCCACUUCCUCCCACCAGGCUACCUCUCUGCUCUCCACUUCCUACCACCGCCACCACCACCACCAUCUCCACCGUCUUUCUCACUGACCAUCCUGUAUGAUACAGACAAGAAGAAUACCAAUGACCAGGACGCAGAAGAGCCCAGUGAGCCCGGCCAGCACUCCCCCGAGGAGCAGUCCAGCUAA
Messenger RNA from Arvicanthis niloticus (Nile rat), 1047 nucleotides. It is a transcript of the gene Dmrtb1, whose product is annotated as DMRT like family B with proline rich C-terminal 1. The record is from RefSeq and is a predicted model, not a curated record. Gene Ontology annotation, cellular component: nucleus. Gene Ontology annotation, molecular function: RNA polymerase II cis-regulatory region sequence-specific DNA binding; DNA-binding transcription factor activity, RNA polymerase II-specific. Lineage: Eukaryota; Metazoa; Chordata; Mammalia; Rodentia; Muridae. Gene Ontology annotation, biological process: germ cell development; sex differentiation; regulation of transcription by RNA polymerase II.